Messenger RNA from Phaedon cochleariae (mustard beetle), 912 nucleotides. The record is from the annotation of a GenBank genome assembly. Lineage: Eukaryota; Metazoa; Arthropoda; Insecta; Coleoptera; Chrysomelidae.
CAGUAACAAAGCAGUCGAAAAUGAAGUUCUCACGUUCCAACGCCUUCCUGAUUUUGUGCAUUUUGCCCCUCAUCAAAGGUCAAGCAGAACCGAGGAACUCGACAUGCUGUACUACCCCGGCAUGUUUGCGGGACGUUAUCCAGCAGAAUCUCAGACGUCUUAGAGAUACGAUUCCUGGACCAGGGAUAGUGUCGGCGAAUCCUAUCGCCUUUGAUCUGCCGAUGAUUUAUCAUGUCAAUGUUCUGGGUAUUCACGUUAACAUCACCUUGAACAACAACGAAAUUCGAGGAGUGGGCGAUGCAACCGUAUCAGAUGUCAGGUGGAACUUCUGUGGUGACCGUACGCACAUCGAUUACACGAAUACAGUUCCACGACUGGUCCACACAGCAAACUAUACCGCUGUUGGAACUAUUCGAGAUCCAUCAAACAAUGAUGAAGAAGUGGUGAUUGAUGAAACAGGCGUGUUCACUAUGGUGGUCCCUAACUCGGUUAUCCCACACAGUGUCAAUCUGACUAGAGUAGAUCGAAAUGGGGUAAACGUCUGGCAUGUGGUAUCUGGCUCAAUGAUAGUAAGUUUCAGAAAUGGUCACGUUGAUUUCCGUACCCACUCAUGCGGCUCAGAUAACAAAAGAGCGGACAUUUUAUCGUCAAUUAAUGAGAACCUGGAUCAGAUCAUCGAGUAUUUACGUCCUGAAAUAAAUAGCCAAUUCAUCGCUUUACAAACCCAAUUCACUCGGGGCAUUGCGGAAGGUACUCGAACAGAUAAUGGUGUGAUCUGUCCAUCGGUUAUUCGCCGUGGAGAAAGGAGACGAUCCUGCAGAACCAACAAUUGAUAAUGAUUACAUUUUUUUCUUGUUCCACUCUUUAUACUUUGUUUCAAUUCGAUGAGUACAAUGAAUAAAUGAUUAUCGC